AUGGCAAUACGCUUUCGGAAUGCUACUCCAGGUACACUAGCCUGUCUGAUAGCUACUGCCUUACUAGCGGUAGUAUCAUUCAAUACUCCUAUGCUCAAAUCGUUGAACUUUUUAUCAGCAUCAUAUAGCUCGGGACAAUACAGCGGGACGUUGACUUUGGGUACUUUGGGAUUCUGUCAUACCCUGAGUGGGACUGAAACUUGUACGGGACCUCAGGUUGGAUAUGAAUUUGACCCCAACGAUGUCUUCGGGGUGACAGUCUUUGACAUUCCCGAAGCAAUCACCAAAUACCUCACAUAUAUAUUAAUCCUUCAUAUUGUCGGAUUAGCAUUUGCAGCCAUAGCCACUGUAAUCGGUAUAUUCGCUCAUUCACCUACAUUCCCUUUACUAUGUUUAUCAAUAUGGAUGGCUGGUAUAGCAUCGUCUUUCACGUUCUUCGCUGUCGUGUUUGAUUUGGCCAUGUUCUACAUCGCGAAAGCACGAAUUAAUAACGUAUCGGGAGCUUCGGCUGAAAUUGGAAUUUGCGUUUGGCUCACUCUGGCCGCUUGGAUAAUAUUAGCUUUAAGUGGAUGUUUCUUUGGUAUCGGAAAUUGUUGUGGGUCAUGUAGAAAUACCAGAGAAAGUGGUGAUUCGAAAAGAUCCAAGAAUGAUGAUUAUGGUGGAGAAGAAGAUUAUAAAAUGAGAAUGAUGGCUAUAGAUAAUGAAAGAACAAGAAAACAAAAACAAGAACAAGGUUUACCAAGUUUUCAAGGUUUAGUAAAAGAUGAUAGCGAUGAAGAUAAAUAUCUCAUUGAACCAUCACAACAACAGCAACAGCAACAACCGUCAAAUCUGAGAAGGGAUGGAAGUGUUUUACAAGGCGUUGGAAUGGGUUUCGGUAGAAGAACAGCUAGAUCACCUGCGAACGAUCCAUAUUCAGAUCAAAAUGGAAAUGGAAACGGCUAUCCAGGCGGAUGGAGUCAACAACCUUCAGGAGGAUAUCAGACUAUAGCUGCUCCACCACCUGUUGCUAGAAGACUAUCAGAUUCGACAUCUGCUGGCGAUUUCGUAGGUGUAGGAGCUGGAGGUGCGGGAGUAGAAAGAUCAAACCAAUAUGCCAAUGGAGGAUAUUACGGUGAAAAUCAAUAUGGGAGUGAUCAAGGUCACGGAACAGGCUAUGGACAAGAUCAACAAUAUUCAAGUGACCCUUAUCAACAACAGACAUAUAACGAUCCGUAUUCUCAAAACUCUCAUGAUCAGUAUAACCAAGCAUCAUCGACAUAUCCACCACAAGAUCAAUAUAAUCAACAAAGCUAUGCAGACCCAUAUAGAUCAUCAUCGACUCAACCUUACAAUAACUAUCCCACUCCAGCACCGAUAACGAUGCCCACUCCCGCUCCUGUACAAACCUCUCGAUCGCCUCAACCAGGUGGAACGGCAAAUUACGAUACGUCCUUUGGAUCAACGGAGUCCCAUUAUCCAGAACCUGGACCACAGGUAAAUAACGCUGAUCCAUAUGAUGGGUAUGAUGAUGGAUUAGGCGCAAUCGGAAUGGCAGUGACUCAAGGUACAGGUAGACAUGAACGUGAUUAUACUGGACAGACUUUUGGUGUGAAUGAUCAGUAUCAGAGUGGAAGUGGUGGCGGAUAUGAUGAUACACAAUUUCAACCUCAAACACAACCCAAUCUACAUCAACCCGCACCUCAACAUUUGAUAAAUUCACAUUCGCAGAGUAACUUAUUAAGAUCGCCGGUAUCUCCAAUACGAGACCAGCAAAUCGGAGGAUAUGGAGGGAACGAUCAGACGUCGAUAAGGCCACCUAGUUAUUCGGCAGGAGAUUAUGCGGCUACGGGUUCAAGAGCGAACGAGAAAAGCUCUUAUAGAUAG
Molecule: messenger RNA, 1866 nt
Organism: Kwoniella shivajii
Lineage: Eukaryota; Fungi; Basidiomycota; Tremellomycetes; Tremellales; Cryptococcaceae
Exons: 3
Coding region: 1-1866 (621 amino acids)
Cellular component (GO): cell division site; plasma membrane; growing cell tip
Source: RefSeq, a predicted model, not a curated record